This is a messenger RNA of Dipodomys ordii (Ord's kangaroo rat), 598 nucleotides long. Its product is annotated as cytokine receptor-like factor 1. The transcript has 4 exons. Gene Ontology annotation, molecular function: cytokine receptor activity; cytokine binding. Gene Ontology annotation, biological process: positive regulation of tyrosine phosphorylation of STAT protein; cytokine-mediated signaling pathway. The record is from RefSeq and is a predicted model, not a curated record. The annotation marks the transcript as partial. Gene Ontology annotation, cellular component: external side of plasma membrane; signaling receptor complex; CRLF-CLCF1 complex. NCBI's taxonomy places the organism in Eukaryota, Metazoa, Chordata, Mammalia, Rodentia, Heteromyidae.
GUGGUACGGACAGGACCACACGUGCGAGGACUACCACCCCGUGGGCUCGCACUCCUGCCGCAUCCCCCGCGACCUGGCCCUCUUCACCCCCUACGAGAUCUGGGUGGAGGCCUCCAACCGCCUGGGCUCGGCCCGCUCGGACGUGCUCACCUUGGACAUUCUGGACGUGGUGACCACUGACCCCCCACCCGACGUGCAUGUGAGCCGCGUGGGGGGCCUGGAGGACCAGCUGAGCGUGCGCUGGGUGUCUCCGCCUGCCCUCAAGGACUUCCUCUUCCAAGCCAAGUACCAGAUCCGCUACCGCGUGGAGGACAGCGUGGACUGGAAGGUGGUCGAUGAUGUCAGCAACCAGACCUCCUGCCGUCUGGCUGGUCUGAAACCCGGCACAGUGUAUUUCGUGCAAGUCCGCUGCAACCCGUUUGGCAUUUACGGCUCCAAGAAAGCUGGGAUCUGGAGCGAGUGGAGCCACGCCACCGCAGCCUCCACCCCCCGGAGCGGGAGCGCCCCCUUUUCUCCCGUGAAUCUGCACCCCGCCAAGGCCACACAGGAGUGGGAACUGUGCUGUCCAGGGUCACGCGACAGGAGCUGGAGGAACUGA